AUGUAACGGCUCUCUCACUAAAUUAAAUACUUUUGCAACAUUCCAAUUCAAUUAAAGAAAGAGUUCCACAAGACAUAUCAUGACAUAUAACGAAUAGCUAGCCUUCCCAUUUAUUUAAUUAUAUCAUGAACAAGUAAAUCAAAGUUUCAGCUAAUAAGCGGAAGAAAUACUUUUCAGGUUUCCCGAGGGAGAGCAGGUACUUCAGCAGGUACACGUCGAUUUUCAGUCAUAAAUAGAAGUAAAAUUGUUGUUAUCGGCUUUGGAACGUAUACUUCAUAGUUAACCUGGGAUAGUUUGAUCAGCUAAUUUACUACAGCAGAUUUUAAAACUGGCUUCAUAAUAUUAAAACUCAUUCACCAAUAAAGAAAUAUUCUUGUUCUUUUAUAGUUUUGAAAUCAUUUCGUUAAAAAAUUGCACGCCUAUGAAGGGUGUGGCUCUUCCGAAAAAAAACAUGCAUCACUCAAUUUGUGUACUUAAAUUCAAAUAUUAAUUAACUGGAUAAAUUUAUAGCUGAGCUAUUUAUCCACCAGGAAUUAAUUGAAAUCCGACUUAUUGCCGAGGUGCGAGCAGUUAAAGGAAAUAAUAAGAUCUCGACCUUAGUAUGGGAGGGAUAAUCAGUACGAUACGUGACUUAAAAGUCAUUCUUAGAGACUUGAAAAUAACGUUGAAAUUCACAGCUAAAAUUGUUCUCAAAGUUCAUGGAAUCGUUGAUGAUAUGGAACAGACAAUGCAAGAUCUGAAGCAAACCGUUAAUGGACUAUCAGCACGUCUGCCGAAGAGCCCGUGYCACAAAAGCAUAGACGAGGCGUCAAUGGCUUAUKUAAACGAUGUUGUUCAUACCAUAGAAAGCAAGGCUGAAUCAGUAAAAGCUUCUUUGUCUAACGCUGUUACAGUUCUCACAAGCGAUGACUUGAUCAAGAACACAAGCGCUGCAUGGGAGAACUUGGUAAACCAAAGCAAAUUGAAUGAAGUGGUAGGAAAAUGGGCGAGCGUUCCUGAAGAUCUUGGUGAUUUGGUCAAACAAGACUACGAAAAAUUAACCAAUUAUCUUCAAUGUUCAGAGGAAAACCUUUCAAAGGAAAAAAUGGACGCGGAAAAACCCUCUACAGAGAUAACACAUUCUUCCUCAACUGAAAAUUUGUAUAUAGAAAAUUCACCAAAGAGAAGUGAGAUGAUUUCAGGUGAUGAUAUGGACAAUACAAAGAAGAUAAUUUUCACAAUCCCAUUGACUGUCAGGAAAGAGUGCGCGCUUCCUGAGUUUGUGAUCGAAAAAAUAAUUGUAGACAAAAUUGAAAAAGGAAGAGCUUUUGAUAUCUCUGUCCCUACACACUUUUCAGAUUGUUCAAACUGGUUUUCUGCCAUAGUAAAAGCAAACCAAGAAGUGGACAGGAAGCUUGACUUGAACGAAAAGAAUACAACUAGUUCCAUUCUUGAGCAGUGUGAAAAUAUAAAACCAAAUAUUGAAUUCCAGAGGAGAUGUGUGUCUUUACUUCUUGUGAAUUUGCUUCAAGGACUUGCAGACAAUGAAACAAUUGGUGAAUUAAAAGGAAGCAGCUUACUGGUUAAUGCAACCAGUAUGCCAUUUAAAGAGAUUUGGGCAGACAAGCUUAUCCAAUGCUUAUUACACUAAUGCGUGCCAUUGGUAUGGCAGACCCAUUUCAUGUCCAUACUACAUACAGAAAGAAUUUCAAAUUCAGAUACUGAAAAGAAUGACUGGCUUGAAUUUUCUCAACCAAGUAAUAUAAUAUGAUUCAGAAUAAUGGUGAAAUAAUGUAAAGUAAGAAAACAAAGUUAUGUUUUUCAAAAAAAGGUACUUAAGCAUUGCACCCAUACCAUGUCGUUGAGGUGAAGUUCAAGUCUCGACAAGUAAGAGGGCAUGGGCUCAGAAGC
Exaiptasia diaphana is the source of this 1890-nucleotide messenger RNA. RefSeq lists its product as uncharacterized. Bases 602 to 1630 code for a protein of 342 amino acids. Lineage: Eukaryota; Metazoa; Cnidaria; Anthozoa; Actiniaria; Aiptasiidae. The record is from RefSeq and is a predicted model, not a curated record. The transcript has a single exon.